AUGGCGUAUGCAUCUGGUCGUGGAUCUAGUCUACAAUGCGUAGUGAUUGGCGAUUUGAACGACGAUACUAACCUGGAUAUCGUCUUAGCUAAUUAUGGCACUAAUAAUAUUGGCGUCCUUUUUGGAUAUGGAAGUGGUAGUUUUGAAAACCAAAUGAUGCUCAGCACUGGUGCGAAUUCUCAUCCGAUUUCCAUCGCGGUUGGGGACUUCAAUGGUGACUGCGUACUGGAUAUUGCUUUAGCCAAUAAUGGUACCAAGCAUGCAGAUAUGAUACUUGGAAAUGGGAAGGGAAAAUUUGCAAUUCAAACAAGUUAUGAAAUUAGUUUUGAUUCACCUCCGUUAGUUAUGGCUUCUGGUGAUUUUAAUAAUGACAAACGAUCGGAUAUCGUAAUCGCUAACGGUGGAAGUAAUCAUGUGGAUAUCUUUGUUGCGUACAAUCGUGGUUCUUUUGAAAAUCAAAUAAGAUAUUCAGCUGGCUCUUCUCCACAAUCUGUAGUUGUUGGUGAUUUCAACAACGACACUCGACUAGAUAUCGUUGUCGCCAAUUAUGAUAGCAAUAAUGUGAGUGUCCUUCUUGGAAAUGGAAAUGGUUCUUUUGCAGAACAAACAAGGUAUUCAGUUGGCUCUUCUCCAUGGUCUGUAGUUGUUGGUGAUUUCAACAACGACACUCGACUAGAUAUCGUUGUCACCAAUUUGGGUAGCGAUGAUGUGAGUGUCCUUCUUGGAAAUGGAAAUGGUUCUUUUGAAAAUCAAACAAGAUAUUUAGCUGGCUCUUCUCCACAAUCUGUAGUUGUUGGUGAUUUCAACAACGACACUCGACUAGAUAUCGUUGUCACCAGUGGGCUUAGCAAUGAUGUGAGUGUCCUUCUUGGAAAUGGAAAUGGUUCUUUUGCAGAACAAACAAGAUAUUCAGUUGGCUCUUCUCCACAAUCUGUAGUUGUUGGUGAUUUCAACAACGACACUCGACUAGAUAUCGUUGUCGCCAAUUAUGUUAGCAAUGAUGUGAGUGUCCUUCUUGGAAAUGGAAAUGGUUCUUUUGAAAAUCAAACAAGAUAUUCAGCUGGCUCUUCUCCAUUAUCUGUAGUUGUUGGUGAUUUCAACAACGACACUCGACUAGAUAUCGUUGUCGCCAAUUCGGGUAGCUAUGAUGUGAGUGUCCUUCUUGGAAAUGGAAAUGGUUCUUUUGCAGAACAAACAAGAUUUGUCAUUCGAUCAACACGACAAUCUCUAUGUCGUCGAUUAGAAAAAUCAUCGAGUGCAAAAAUUCAACAUCGAAUUCAAUAA
Messenger RNA from Rotaria sordida, 1284 nucleotides. The record is from the annotation of a GenBank genome assembly. Lineage: Eukaryota; Metazoa; Rotifera; Eurotatoria; Philodinida; Philodinidae.